Molecule: messenger RNA, 1791 nt
Organism: Gastrolobium bilobum
Lineage: Eukaryota; Viridiplantae; Streptophyta; Magnoliopsida; Fabales; Fabaceae
Exons: 12
Coding region: 59-1192 (377 amino acids)
Cellular component (GO): intracellular membrane-bounded organelle
Molecular function (GO): thiolester hydrolase activity
Source: RefSeq, a predicted model, not a curated record
CUAUAGUCUAUAAAACACUCUCUCCUUAACCUUAUAGAAACUAUCGCCAAAUUGAUUGAUGGCUCUUCCUUCGUUAUCCUCUUUCUUUUUCUUCGUCUUCAUCUUCUUCGUCUUCCCUAUCUCACACUCAAUACCCUUCAUUGUCCUUCACGGAAUUGGGGAUCAGUGUUCUAACCGUGGAGUGAAAAAAUUCACCCAGGAAUUGAGCAGCUUCUCUGGUGCUAAAGGAUAUUGCGUUGAGGUAGGCAAUGGAUUAUGGGAUUCAUGGUUUCUACCUUUGAACGAGCAGACUGAGAUUGUUUGCGAAAAGGUGAAGAAAAUGAAAGAAUUGAAGGAAGGAUACAACAUUGUUGGGCUCUCCCAGGGAAAUUUAAUCGGUCGAGGUGUUGUGGAAUUUUGUGAAGGAGGACCUCCAGUUAAAAACUUCAUCUCAUUAGCGGGCCCUCAUGCUGGUACUGCUUCAGUUCCCUUAUGUGGUGUGAGUAUCUUUUGCAUGAUUGCAGACACCCUCAUCAAGGGAGAGGUUUACAGUGGUUAUAUUCAAGAACACUUAGCUCCUAGUGGAUAUCUUAAAUUACCGAAUGCCAUACCUAAUUAUUUGGAGAAGUGUAGGUUUCUCCCAGUGCUUAACAAUGAAAUACCAGAUCAGAGAAAUUCCACUUACAAGGAAAGAUUUAGUAGCUUGCAAAAAUUGGUACUUAUCAUGUUUGAGCACGACACUGUUUUAAUACCAAAGGAAACUUCCUGGUUUGGAUAUUACCCAGAUGGCUUCUUCGAGCCAGUUUUACCACCGCAAGAGACAGAACUUUACAUUGAAGACUGGAUUGGCUUAAGAACCCUGGAUGAAGCUGGCAAGGUUCACUUCAUUAGUGUUCCAGGAAAACAUCUAGGAAUCUCCGAGAAGGAUAUGAAGGAACAUGUAGUGCCUUACUUGAAGGAUCAGGCAUCAACAGAAGAUAGCACCAAUAAUACUGGCUUCUGGAGGAUGCGAGGAGUUAAUCAGAGAGCUAUUCAAAGCAACACGAUGGAGCAAUCUCAAACGGUGGAGGAAGAACCAUCAGCCUCAGCAUUAUUCGAUGGGUCAUUCUCAUAUUGGUGGCCUACAUCAGUCAAGGCUUUCCUUGGUGAAUUGAUUGGCAUUAACGAAGAGGAGUCUUCAAAGAAGUCAUCACGUUAUACACGACUGUUUUAACAGUAACUAAUAAAUUGUUGAAGAACGUGUUUUUGGACUGAUCAAAAGAGUUAUUUGCAUCAAAUUACUUGAUACAUACAACAUAUAAGAGUGUAGAACAUCUUGACAUUGGUUCAACUGAUAAAAGAUCAAAACACGUAGUUUGAUAGGUUUAGGUUCGAUUCCCACUACCAGCAAUAUCCUCUAAUCUGCUUUGCACACAGAACUUUACAUUAAGGACUGAAUUGGCUUAAGAACCCUGGAUGAAAUUGGCAUAGUCCACUUCAUUAGUGUUCUUGGUAACAAUUAGCACCAAUAAGGCUAGCUUCUUGAGGAAGCCAGGUGUUACUCAGAGAGUUACUCUAAACAUAAUGGCGCAAGCUGUGUCUCAAGCGGAGGAGGAAAAACCAUUGGCUACACAGCAUUACUCCAUGGAUUAUUGUCUUAUUGGUGACCUACCUCAUUCAAGGCUUUAAUUGGCCUUACGGAGGAGGAAUAUACUCUAAUCACGUUAUACCUUAUUGUGAAACAAGAUCUAAUCAAUCAUGGGAAAGUGUGAUUUGACGUAUCAAAAUAAUUGUCUGCAUCAUACACAAAAAUGUAAUACAUUGUCCAUGGGG